Desarmillaria tabescens is the source of this 1353-nucleotide messenger RNA. Its product is annotated as RNA polymerase II-associated protein. The record is from RefSeq and is a predicted model, not a curated record. Gene Ontology annotation, cellular component: Cdc73/Paf1 complex. NCBI's taxonomy places the organism in Eukaryota, Fungi, Basidiomycota, Agaricomycetes, Agaricales, Physalacriaceae. Gene Ontology annotation, biological process: transcription elongation by RNA polymerase II. The coding region runs from base 1 to 1353 and encodes 450 amino acids. Gene Ontology annotation, molecular function: chromatin binding; RNA polymerase II complex binding. The transcript has 6 exons.
AUGGCCAGUGUCAAGAAAAGCAAGUUGGAUCUACUUGUUCGUGUACGAUACUCAAAUCCACUUCCUGCACCGCCAUGUCCUCCAAAACUGCUCGACAUUCCAACCAAUCCUUCGCGAUAUGCUCGGCCAGACCUCCUCAAUACCCUUGCUAACAAUACCCCAUUACCCAUGAUAGUCGAUGCAGAGUGCGGAAUGCCGUUGGAUUUGAGCAAAUGGGAGUCCUUAUGGGAAGAGAACGGCGACGAUUCUGCAUUGAAUCCGGAUCCGGAAAAUCUACCAAAACUUGAUCCCAAGGAUGAAUUUCUAGCCAGCGAGAUGGCCGGACCAUCAUCCGGACCUUACACGAACAGUCACGCUACCCCGAACGGCCCUGGCAUCCCUUCAGCACCCUUGGCUCACGUUCCAUGGUUACGAAAGACAGAGUAUACCAGUCGGACAGACAAUACAUCGCGCGGAGGACCAACCGAGUCAAAAAAUGCCAAUGCAGCACCAAUCGAUGUAUCGCACAGUGCUCAAAUACGCGAUAUUGAAGCUUCAUUUGCCUCCUGUAACGAAGGAUUCUCACUAGAAACCCUUCGUCACCCGACCAGGCCAGACGUCACCGCGGCCGAAUCAUACGAGGUCCUUCCAGACGUGGAAAUCUGGUCGAACCAGUACGAUCUGUUCCGUUUCUCCGAGAGGCCAGGCGAGCGACCCAUUGAUGUGGAAGACCCACGAUUGGACUGUGCUAUUUUGCGACCCAUGAAAACCGAACACGACUCCUUCCUGGCAUACUAUCUCACCGAUGACGAUGAAUCGGCGCUUGAUUUCAAAGAAAGCCGAUCACAGCUGCAACCCUACGAAGUGGCUCCCAAUCAACCCGAAACCGUGUUCCGCUUCGUGCGAGACUACGAGACCGUCAAAGUCGAACAAGAGGUCCCCAAUGAAUUCCUAAUAGUUCUUGAGGAUGGAGACGAAGAUUUAAAACCUUCAAUUGGCACCGACACAAAACCUCGGCGUAACGCUAAACCCAAAGGUGCUUACUACAAGAACAUUGAACGUAAGAUGACUUUGAAGAAGAAGCGUCAGAAUGUUGGUCUACAAAUUAGUCACCGAUUGCUCAAUCCCACUGAUCUUUUCGUUUCCCCUCAGGCAUUUGAGCAGUACGAGGACAAAUGGGACCUUAUAAGGAUGUCCCACACUGAUAUGAGUAAAGAGGAAGAGGACGAACGCCAGGAAGCUUUAGCAGAAGUGGUGGAUCCAAUGUUCUUAAUGAGAGGCGACGCAGAUGCCGAUGGAGAAGGCGAAGUUGAUCAUGAGGCGGUCACCCUUCCCCAUGCACCACCUGACUUCCAGCUUCCAAUGGAAACAUGA